Molecule: messenger RNA, 738 nt
Organism: Colletotrichum fioriniae
Lineage: Eukaryota; Fungi; Ascomycota; Sordariomycetes; Glomerellales; Glomerellaceae
Source: RefSeq, a predicted model, not a curated record
AUGGCAGACUACGACGCCCACGAGAAGCGAUCGGCCUCGCGCACGCGCAACUCCCGUCCGACAACCCCCAUGCGCCCAACCACGCCUCUACGCCCUUCUUCGCGAUCCUCCUUUCGCGAGUCCGCCAGAGAUAGCGUCCAUGGCGGCGGCGAGUCGUUUCCCCUCAAUACCUUUGAGCCCGCCUUUGCUGAGCUCUCGGACGCCAUGGCCGACCUCGAGGCCAAUAUGAUGCACUUCCAGCUGAUGCAUGAGAGUCUGGCGCGCUUCAGCGAGUCUUUUGCGAGUUUCAUGUAUGGCCUGAACAUGAAUGCCUUUUGCGUCGAUUUCCAAGAGGGCCCUGUUCCCGAGUCCUUCAAAAGGGCGAAGCUGCAAGAAGAGAUGAACGCAGCCGCAGGAUCAGGUACGAGCCCCAACCAAAUCUCUGGUGCAGCCUUGGCGGUAUUUCUGACAUGCACAUUCACAGGCAUUCCUCGCGCGCUUGAAAAGCCUAGCAAUGAUUUUGACGGCGAGACGACUUUUAUGACCACUGACGUUUCGUUCGUCGAAAACCCACCCGCUUCCUCCAAGCCAACCCCGAAAUACAAGACCUCCAGCACAGCUACCAGAGGUUCCCGCGUGCCGGCACCUUCCACACGUGGAGGCACAACGCGUGGUCGUGCGGGAGGCCGCGGAGGCUCCGAGACAACGAGAGGUCGGGGUACCGGGAUCGUCAGGCCACGCGGUCGUGGCAUCCGGUGA